AUGGAAGAGAUGGAAGAGGAGUUAAAAUGCCCUGUGUGCGGCUCCUUCUACCGGGAACCCAUCAUCCUGCCCUGCUCUCACAAUUUAUGUCAGGCGUGCGCCCGCAACAUCCUGGUACAAACCCCAGAGUCAGAGUCCCCUCAGAGCCGUCGGGCCUCGGGCUCCGGAGUCUCGGACUAUGACUACCUGGACCUGGACAAGAUGAGCCUGUACAGCGAGGCGGACAGUGGCUAUGGCUCCUAUGGGGGGUUCGCCAGCGCCCCUACUACGCCGUGCCAGAGGUCCCCCAACGGCGUCCGCGUGUUUCCCCCGGCUAUGCCGCCACCGGCCACCCACCUGUCACCGGCUCUGGCCCCAGUACCCCGCAACUCCUGUAUCACCUGCCCCCAAUGCCAUCGCAGCCUCAUCCUGGAUGACCGGGGGCUCCGCGGCUUCCCCAAAAACCGAGUCCUGGAAGGGGUGAUCGACCGCUACCAGCAGAGCAAAGCCGCGGCCCUCAAGUGCCAGCUCUGCGAGAAGGCGCCCAAGGAGGCCACCGUCAUGUGUGAACAGUGCGAUGUCUUCUACUGCGAUCCGUGCCGCCUGCGCUGCCACCCGCCCCGGGGGCCCCUGGCCAAGCACCGCCUGGUGCCCCCGGCCCAGGGCCGCGUGAGUCGGCGGCUGAGCCCGCGCAAGGUCUCCACCUGUACAGACCACGAGCUGGAGAACCAUAGCAUGUACUGUGUGCAGUGCAAGAUGCCGGUUUGCUACCAGUGCUUGGAGGAGGGCAAACACUCCAGCCACGAAGUCAAGGCUCUGGGGGCCAUGUGGAAACUGCACAAGAGCCAGCUCUCCCAGGCACUGAACGGACUGUCAGACAGGGCCAAAGAAGCCAAGGAGUUUCUGGUGCAGCUGAGAAACAUGGUCCAGCAGAUUCAGGAGAACAGUGUGGAGUUUGAAGCUUGCCUAGUGGCACAAUGUGAUGCCCUCAUUGACGCCCUCAACAGAAGAAAAGCUCAGCUGCUCGCCCGCGUCAACAAGGAGCAUGAGCACAAGUUAAAGGUGGUUCGAGAUCAGAUCUCUCAUUGUACAGUGAAAUUGCGCCAGACCACAGGUCUCAUGGAAUACUGCCUGGAGGUGAUCAAAGAAAAUGAUCCCAGUGGUUUUUUGCAGAUUUCUGAUGCACUCAUAAGGAGAGUGCACCUGACUGAGGAUCAGUGGGGAAAAGGCACGCUCACUCCCAGGAUGACCACAGACUUCGACUUGAGUUUGGACAACAGUUCUCUGCUGCAAUCCAUUCACCAGCUUGACUUCGUGCAGAUGAAAGCUUCCUCUCCAGUCCCAGCAACCCCCAUCCUACAGCUGGAAGAGUGCUGCACCCACAACAACAGCGCUACACUGUCCUGGAAACAACCACCUCUGUCCACAGUGCCCGCUGAAGGAUAUAUUCUGGAGUUGGAUGAUGGCAGUGGUGGUCAGUUCCGGGAAGUAUAUGUUGGAAAGGAGACAAUGUGCACUGUGGAUGGUCUUCACUUCAACAGCACAUACAACGCUCGGGUCAAGGCCUUCAACAAAACAGGAGUCAGCCCAUACAGCAAGACGCUGGUCCUCCAAACGUCUGAGGCGGCUUGGUUUGCUUUCGACCCUGGUUCAGCACACUCUGACAUCAUCUUCUCCAAUGACAACCUGACUGUGACCUGCAGUAGCUACGAUGACCGGGUUGUGCUGGGAAAGACAGGCUUCUCCAAGGGCGUCCACUACUGGGAGCUAACUGUGGAUCGCUAUGACAACCACCCUGAUCCUGCCUUCGGUGUGGCGCGCAUCGACGUGAUGAAGGAUGUGAUGUUAGGAAAGGACGACAAAGCUUGGGCAAUGUAUGUGGACAAUAACCGGAGCUGGUUCAUGCACAACAACUCGCACACCAACAGAACUGAGGGAGGAAUCACCAAGGGGGCCACAAUUGGGGUCCUCCUCGACUUAAAUAGAAAAACCCUGACAUUUUUUAUCAACGAUGAACAGCAAGGCCCCAUAGCAUUUGAGAAUGUGGAGGGCCUGUUCUUCCCUGCAGUCAGCCUGAACAGGAAUGUGCAGGUCACGCUUCACACCGGGCUCCCAGUCCCUGACUUCUACUCCAGCAGAGCAUCAAUAGCCUAA
Messenger RNA from Orycteropus afer afer, 2133 nucleotides. Lineage: Eukaryota; Metazoa; Chordata; Mammalia; Tubulidentata; Orycteropodidae. The record is from RefSeq and is a predicted model, not a curated record.